AUGCCCCCUAUUCGUGCGCUAGAUGACUGGGCUACCAGCCGUGCAUACACCCUCGCUCUCUCUAGCCUGAAAGGGACCGUCAUCGGCAUCGAUGCCACCUACUACCUCUACCAACACCUCCACCACCCGUCCACUCGCGAACCACUCCUAAUUGCCCUCGGCGGCUUCCCCUUUGCCCUUCGAGCGAAUAUUGAGCGAGAGCUGAAAGAGCUCAAGGAGUUGGGCAUUGGCUGCAUUUUCGUCUUCGACGGUCUUCAAUUCGGUGUUGAGGAUUCGCAGAAUCGUGUACGGACCGAUUCUAGGCGGGCGGAUUCGGCGCGUGCGUUUGAACAGGCGUGGGAUUUGUAUGAUCAGCAACAGGCUGAUCAGGUGGUUGAUGCUUUUAGCAAUGCUGGCAACCCCGAGCCAGUCGAGUUCUAUCGAUUCCUGCAACGAAUCCUCUACGAAAAUAAUAUCGAUUUCUUUGUAGCUCCCUAUAGCGCUGCUGCCCAGCUCAAGUAUUUUGAAAGCACACCCAAGCCUUUUGUUGACUUUGUCUGGGGAUCCACCGAUGUGUUUCUAUUUGACGUUGAAAAGGUCAUCCUCAAACUCGACCUCGACGCCAGCCAAUUCCUCUGGAUGUCCAAGGAACGCUGCAGGGAAGAACUGGGCCGACUCACCAACGAGCAAUUCCUUGAAUUUGGCUUGUUGCUAGGCUCUCGGUACCUUCGCACCUUUCCUCCGUUCGAAAAUUCCACCUUCCCGGGCAAGCCGUGGAAUAUCCGCGAUGCAUUGAAUAUUUUCAACGGAGCCAAUCGACAUGCCACCACAUUAUGUUCACAGUUCGAGGAGGACCGCCGUGUGCAGGACCUCCAGUAUCUCGACCGCUACAAACGAGCUUAUAUGUCCAUCAAGCAUCAUGUAACUACAGAUAACGAAGGUCGUGUUGGUCCAUUGGAUCCAGAAACAGCUCCAUCAGACGUGCACGAACUGAUCGGCCAGCGUCUACCGGAGGAACUGUAUUACUACAUAUCUAGAGGUGUUCUGGGGUCCAAUAUCCCCAACUACCUAACUACUGGUCAGCUUACUGUACCAUUGCCCUUUGGUGUUGAAGACUCUGAAGUUUACCGUCGUCUCGCUGGGGAUUCACUUAUGCCAAUUCGUGAACAGGCGGUUGGAUUGCUUUCUAAUAGUCUCCACCGAUUCUAUCAGACCAAGGUCAUCAAUGUGCGUCUUUGGCAUGAGGAGAACUCCACCCGGACGAUUAACCUCAAAACAUUACCCUCAGUCAGAGAUUCUAUUCGAAGCUGGAGGAUUAGCCAUAAACAGUUGCCUAGUGAGCUGGCCAACCUUGAGACCCCUCGUGGAUCCCUGAAAUUUGCUGCUGAGAGCUUGACAAAUUCGGACUUUGUGUCAAAAACCUUUUCUUCUAAAGAAUCUGUCGCACUAUCUUCGGAAGAUGAGAUCUUGCAUCAAACUCUUUUGGCAUUUCUGCAGCUUCGUGGCUACGUGAAUAGCAAGCAUGAGCUCACAGACUGGGGAAAAUGCUUUGUUGAAGCAGUCAAGGCCCUCGACACAGCCAAAGCUCCAGUCGAUUCUCAAACAUAUGAAUCUGUCUUUACUGCCGUCGAGAUGCUACGAAUGGGAGUUUUAGGUCCUAGCAAUUGGUUCCCACAUCACUCAGGUGGACCAAUGCGCGGUUCAGACGAGGACAAAUCAUUCAACCUUCUCAUCUCGCGUGUCGCAUGUAUUGGGAAAUUGAAGCACAAACCUAUUGGCUACUCAGGACCACUCAGUCGCCAGCUUCUAUCUUUCCGCUCCCUGAUCUUCGCUGUUCGACGAACUCUGAGGGAGUUGGUUGAAGUGGUUCUCACCUCGAUGCUAUUGAGUGGCGAAGUGGAUAGAAACAUUGGCAGCGAAGGACUGACUUCAAUCAGUUAUAAGUUACCAUUUGUCAACGAUAAUGAUUGUGGCCUCGGAAUUGCAGUACGGACCUAUCUUGAUGACCUACUCUACCAACCUGAAUCGUCGUCUCCUAAAACCCGAGAGGAGGUUAGGGCCAAGGGCAAAGAAUGGUUCCAGCAUAGUGAAAGCUUCGAAGACAAUCUAGAUGCUGCUUUUACUCUGUGGGAUGCGGUUUAUGCUGCCUCUCAAAACGCACCGAAAGACUUCAAGACGGCUAAAGUAUGGGAGGAUGCUAAUAAAUGGCUGGCUAGCCACCGAUGA
This is a messenger RNA of Talaromyces marneffei, 2205 nucleotides long. RefSeq lists its product as uncharacterized. NCBI's taxonomy places the organism in Eukaryota, Fungi, Ascomycota, Eurotiomycetes, Eurotiales, Trichocomaceae. Gene Ontology annotation, molecular function: 5'-3' DNA exonuclease activity; 5'-flap endonuclease activity. Gene Ontology annotation, cellular component: nucleus. The coding region runs from base 1 to 2205 and encodes 734 amino acids. Gene Ontology annotation, biological process: mismatch repair; DNA double-strand break processing; DNA recombination. The transcript is spliced from 9 exons. The record is from RefSeq and is a predicted model, not a curated record.